GCCGGUGCUACAGAUGGAGUCAUCCAUCUCGUUUUCAUUUCUCUGUACUUGAUUGAGUUGACUCACUAUUCAUUUGCUGCCUAGAUAUAUAAAGGCAUAGACCUCAGGAAAACAUAGAUUCAUCAUUAUCGCUUCUAACGCAAACGCAACGCAUCGGUUUUGGAAGAGUCAUGCCGUCAUUGUCGUCUUUGAGUCUCGGUUCGAGUUUGGAGGUGAAGACGAAGGAUGGCGUGAAAUUUGGAAAAGAACUGAGGGAGAAGGAGUUUCUGUUCGAUAAGGGGUAUUUGAACCUGAAUCAUGGAUCUUUCGGAACUUACCCCCGCACCGUCCGCGACACGAUGCGUUCCUUUCAAGACGCAGCAGAAGCCCGCCCAGACAAAUUCAUCCGUUACCAGUAUCCCGAACUCGUCGAUGAAUCCAGAGAAGCAGUGGCAAAACUUCUCAACACCCCCUCUUCAACCGUGGUCUUCGUCCCAAACGCAACAACGGGCAUAAACACCGUAUUGCGAAACUUGACAUUCGAAUCCGGUGAUCACAUCCUCUACUUCGCCACCAUCUAUGGCGCGUGCGAGAAGACGGUCGCCUACAUCACCGAGACCACACCUGCUUCAUCGGUCAAAAUCGAAUACUCGUAUCCCGUCGAGGAUGACUGGCUCGUCUCCGAGUUCAAAAGUAAAGUGAAGGAGGUGGAGGCCAAGGGUGGCAAAGUCAAAGUUGCCAUCUUCGACACUAUAGUUAGUAUGCCAGGUGUUCGUGUCCCCUUUGAACGUCUCAUCACCGCUUGCAAAGAGCUGGGUGUUUUGAGCUGUGUGGAUGGGGCGCAUGGUGUGGGCCACAUUGAAUUGGAUCUGACGAAGUUGGAUCCGGAUUUCUUCGUGAGCAAUUGUCACAAGUGGCUACACGUCCCCCGCGGCUGUGCUGUGUUCCACGUCCCUGUUCGAAACCAGCACCUAAUGCGCUCCACACUCCCUACAUCACAUGGUUUUGAGCCCCGUGGUUCUCAGGUCGCUUCGCCGUUUCCGAAGUCUGCGUUCGUGGACGCGGGCAAGUCAAAGUACGUUGGCAACUUCGAGUUUGUCGGCACCAUCGACAAUACACCAUACCUGUGUGUCCCAGCUGCUCUGGAGUGGCGUGAGAGUAUCGGUGGUGAAGAGGUGAUCAGGAACUACUGCUCAACGUUAGCGCAGGAGGCCGGAAAACACUUUGCCAGCGUCUUGGGUACGGAUGUUCUGGACAACAGCACCAAGACUCUGAGUCUAUGCUGUAUGUCGACCGUGCGGCUGCCCAUCUCGGUAGCUAAGGCACAAGACGUGGCGGCCCAAAAUGGCCUCGAAAAGGAUGAGGUUGGAGGGUUAGUCAGGGACUGGCUGAGUCGCACGCUGCUGGAUGACUAUGGAACAUUCAUCCAGACAGUGUUUCAUGGGGGGAGCUGGUGGGGACGGCUGAGCGGGCAGGUGUAUCUCGACAUGAGCGACUUUGAGUUGGGAGCAGAGACGCUGAAGACGAUUUGCGAGAGGGCUGAAGCUGGUGAGUGGGCUGCUGCUAAACCUAGUAAGUUGUGAGUGCAUCAGGGGUCGGCUGGACAUCUUCAUAGCACUUGGCAGGUGUCGAACAAAAAGCAGAAAGGGUUCUUUAGCGAUCCAUCAUGGUGUUAGACGUCAAUUCUUAUCCGUUAGUGUCUAAAUCAGGUAUAUCUCACAUCAACACAUUCAAAGAUCGCUCCCAUA
Molecule: messenger RNA, 1727 nt
Organism: Cucurbitaria berberidis CBS 394.84
Lineage: Eukaryota; Fungi; Ascomycota; Dothideomycetes; Pleosporales; Cucurbitariaceae
Product: PLP-dependent transferase
Exons: 5
Coding region: 171-1562 (463 amino acids)
Source: RefSeq, a predicted model, not a curated record